AUGGAUUCAGAGGGAGCUGCUGGUAUUUUUCAAUGCGUGUCGCAUUUACCACCACAACACGCGCGAAUGCACAGACUUUUCCUUAUCCAAGAACUUUUCUGUAUCAUAUGUGAACAUGUGCGGAAUGACAACGCUGGCAGAAUUGCCGCAGGAAGAACUCUUGCUUCUCUUGCUAGAACCUCCAAGGUCUUCCAUCAUGUGGCCACCAGUGCUCUGUGGUCGCGAUUGGACGGACUCACACCACUACUACGACCCUUGGCCUCUGACCUGACUUUCACCGCAGAAAAUGCGGCAAGGCCACAACCCGUGUUAACGCUUCGGAGGCCUCUUAAAAUGGCAGAAUGGGAGAUACUUCGCGGUCUUGCACGUCGUGUUGAGCACCUAUGCGUCCAUGACCCUGCUCGGCCAGUAGACGUCUCAAUCAUUCUCUCUCUCUGCCACCCCCCAACCAACUCACCUCUGUUUCCGAAUUUGAAGUCAAUCCUCUGGAAUGAUGAAAGAGCUGAGACUUUCGCGUUCAUUCGCACGCUUUCAGGGCCCACAGUUACUUCCCUGGCGAUAACCAUCACAAAUGAUAGUCGUAAAUGGCAUAUACCCGAGUUCGGCAUAUUGGCUUCUCUGCCCUACGUUUGUCCUAACGUCACAGAAGUGACCCUGCCCACCAACGCUUUUGGAAACGAUUUCCCCUCUCUAUCAGAAGCCCUUUGUGCCUGGAACAAUCUCACAGAAAUCAAAUGUGGAGCAAUUGAGGGUAGUGCACUUGCACAUCUUGCCAGACAACCAGCUCUUCGCAAGCUUUCAUUCAAUCUCAACAACGCGGGACUCAGACUGGACUCGUCUUUGCCUUCAGGGGCAUUUUCAUGUGUCCGCGAUUUCCAGAUUCACGCAGCGAAUAUGUCUUUCCUAGACUCAUUCAUUAACAAGCUUGGAGGAUCGCCCACUUCUAUGCAUGUGCUAGUGGAUACCAACCCGCCACCUACCAGUAUCAGUUCACUUGUUGCCACUCUCAGGCGAUUCUCGAGUACUCAUUUGCAAGAUCUGAGCCUGCGAUUAAUGACCCCGCCAAGUCCUCGGGUCAUGCCAGUACAUCCACUACAUCUACUCGCACAUCCACAACCUCCAACUAAUCUCGGAACUUAUAUGGCACCUUCAGUCAACAUGAUCAUGGGCUAUCCAAUUAGCGCGGGCUGGCAGCCUCCGCCUAACCUGAAUGGACCUCAUGUUGUGUCUUUGGGUGGCGUGUCGACUUCCGGAUCACCUACAUGUCACACCCUCACUUUGGGUGACUUUAUCCCCCUUACCUGCUUUGAAAGCCUGGGCAGGAUAGAUAUCAGUAUCAAUCACAGUAUACACUUGGACGAUGACGACCUCCGGUCGCUAGUCUCUGCAUGGCCCCACCUCUACUCCUUCUCCCUCAACGACACAGCUGGAUGGCGCGUCAAGUCUGGCAUCACCCAGAUCGGCCUCAUUGCGAUGCUCGACUGUUGUCCAGAUCUCCAGAAGCUUUGCCUUGCUUUGAACACGGAUGCGUUCAUAGAGGUGUCAUCAGACCGUGAAGGGAUAGAAAACACAGCCGUGCGAACCCUAGGUCUCGCUGACUCCCUGAUCGAGGCGCGCGCUACCGUAGCAGUCGCCGCCUUUCUCUCCGACAUCUUCCCAAACCUCACCACCAUCGUCGCAUGGGACUCGGUGGUGAUGAGUCGGCGCCUCAAUGCAGGGAUCUAUGCUGAGCGGUGGAUACAUGUAGCUGAGCAGGUGCACGGGAUGAACAAGGUUCGGGCGCAGGAAAGGAAAUGGUGGUUGAGUGACGAUGACGGUGAAAGCGAGGCGUGUGCUAUAUCUCAAGUUUGA
Messenger RNA from Suillus subalutaceus, 1851 nucleotides. RefSeq lists its product as uncharacterized. Bases 1 to 1851 code for a protein of 616 amino acids. NCBI's taxonomy places the organism in Eukaryota, Fungi, Basidiomycota, Agaricomycetes, Boletales, Suillaceae. The record is from RefSeq and is a predicted model, not a curated record. The transcript is spliced from 2 exons.